UGUUUGCCCACGUGACCUCGACACCGCUCAGUCGCUCCUCCGCUUCCCGUUUCUUUGCCGCGGGUCAGGUCCCCAAACCGAAAUAAACACCCUCUUUCCUCUUCUAAGCCAAACCGACACAUUUUUUAAAAUAACGCCGGUGGCGUCCUGCGGCCCGCCGGCACGCGCUGCUCCCCCUCCCACCCGCUUCCUUCAACUCCUCCAUGCCGGACCUGGGGUAGAGCCACACGGCCACAGGGCCAGCGGCUCCCCGGCCAGGCCGCUCCGUUCCCCGGGGCCCGGCCACGGGGGAAGCAUGUGGGCCGAGCUCCGCUGUGAGUCGAUGCCACCGGGCCGGUCGGUGAGCUGCUAGGCUCGGUUGUCCCCGCCGCCGGAGUGUGUCCCGUCAGGAUGAACGGCACCCAGCAGAGCGACACCAAGAGGCAGCACCUCCUGGAGAGGCUGCUGGAUGCCGUCAAACAGUGUCAAAUCCGCUUCGGAGGAAGGAAGGAGAUUGCCACGGACUCAGACAGCAGGGUGAUCUGCCUGUGCGCCCAGUUCGAGGCGGUGCUGCAGCACGGCCUGAGGAAGAGCCGGGGCCUGGCCCUCACCGCCGCCGCUCUCAAGCACGCGGCGGGCUUCAACACCAAAGCCGAAGCAGAGUUGACUUUCUGGUUCCACGUGAAGGAGCAUCUGAAUCGCCACGAGCUGCAGCGCUUCUACUCCCUGCGCCACAUCUCGUCCGAGCUGGGCCGCGGCCGCGCCUGGCUGCGCUGCGCCCUCAACGAGCACUCGCUGGAGCGGUACCUGCACACGCUGCUGGCUGACCGCCUGCGCCUGGGAACUUACUACGAAGACUGGGCUUUUAUUCUGGAUGAGGAGAGGGCCAGCAUGCUCCCCACCAUGGCUGCAGGUCUGAACUCCAUCUUGUUCGCCAUCAACAUCGACAACACGGACCUGAACGGCGGGGCGACGCGGGGGGGCGGCGGCGGCGGCUCAUCGGUGUCCCACCUCCUCAAGGAGUCCACGCAGGGCAUCGGCAGCCUGUGGAAGGAGUCCACCCAGGGGGUCAGCAGCCUGCUGCGCGAGAUCGGCACCGCCACCUCCGUGGUGCCCGGCUUCACCCCCCGGGGGGGCGGAGCCUCGGACCCGCUGCCCGUGCUUCCUCGCAGCAGCUCCGCUGACUCCGGGCUGAGGAAGGAGCGCAGGAGGAAAAAGAAAAUCACCAACAUCAUCUCCUUUGACGACGACCUGGACGGAGGCGCUGAGGAUGAGGAGGAGGAGGAGGGAGAGGAGGAGGACGCCCAGAAGAAUGCGGCGAUGAGGAAGAGCCACGCGGCCCCCGCUCAGAGCAGCGGGGAGGAAGCGGUGGACUUCUCCGAGUCGCCCGCUCAGAACGGCUUGGCUGAGCCGGGCAUCAUCAGCUGGGUGGGGUCACCCCACCCUACUCGUACUCCACCUCCUACUACUCCUCCUUCUCCUCUGCCCGACAGGAAGAGUAUAGACAAUGAGGAGGAGGAGGAGGAGGAGGAGGAAGAGGAGAUGAUGUACAAACCCAGAGCACAAACCCAGGAGGAGGAGGAGGAGGAGGAGGAGGAGGAGAGAAGCAGCUCUGAUCAGGCGGCGGUGGUGGGAAGUCUGCCCACUGUGUCCACGUGGAGCCCCCUGCAGGCCAUGACCCAGUGCAGGAGCUCAGACAUCCUCAUUCCUCUGAACCCCGCGGACUCCCAGCCAGUGUGCUCCGUGGAGGACGCGGCUGCGUUUCCUGCUCCGAGGGAGUUGGCGGGACCGGUGGGAAACGGCGAGGGCGGCCGAUCGCUCCUCUCAUUCAGCAUGGAGUCCAGUCCACCGGCGCAGGCUGCUGCGCUCUCCAGGGUGCUGCCGACAUCGGGGCUGCCCGAGUCCAUGACAGUGGUGGAGUUGCGUCAGGCCAUCGUGGCCAUGAUGAACAGGAAGGACGAGCUGGAAGAGCAAAACACGUCUCUUCGCAGCCUGCUGGACGGGGAAAUGGAGCACUCGGCGAGCCUGAGGCAGGAAACCGAUUGGCUGAAGAGGAAGCUGGCGGAGCUGGAGGAGAGACACACAGCCAAGGUCCAGGCUCUGGCCAGGGAGAACGAGGUCCUGAAGGUCCAGUUGAAGAAGUACGUGGCGGCGGUGCAGAUGCUGAAGAGGGAGGGAGGCCAUGGCAAUGAUGCCAUGUCCAUGUUGCAGCCGAGCGAGGAGCAGGCCGCCGUCCCACAGAACAAGUUCAUGGGGGACAUCGAGGAGCUGGCUGCCAGCUACGAGCGGAAACUCAUAGAGGUGGCCGAGAUGCACGGUGAGUUGAUUGAGUUUAAUGAGCGCCUGUACCGCUCCCUCAUGGCCAAAGACCACCUCAUUGUCCAGAUGAGACAGGAACUCAUUGACCUGAGAGGCCCGGUUCCAGGUGAUUUAAGCCAGACGUCAGAGGACCCCAGCCUGUCAGAUUUUGAGACGGCUCAUCGCGCUCUCAUCAACGUGUGGAUCCCCUCCGUGUUCCUGCAGGGCAGAGCUUCCAACGCCUACCACGUCUACCAGGUGUACAUCCGUAUCCUGGACAACGAGUGGAACGUGUACAGACGUUACACCGAGUUCAGGGAGCUCCACAACCACCUGAGGACCCAGUUCCCACAGGUGGACACCUUCAACUUCCCCCCCAAGAAGGCCAUCGGGAACAAGGAUGCCAAGUUUGUGGAGGAGAGGAGGAAGCAGCUGCAGGGCUACCUUCGAACGGUGAUGAACAAACUGAUCCAGACGCUGCCGGAGUUCACCGCCCGGCCCAACAAGGAGAGCCUGCUGUCUCUGCUGCCUUUCUGUCUAGACUCGCCGCAGGCCAACGACGGUGGAUCCAAGACGCCGCGGUCCAAAACCUCCUCCCGCUUCCCGAGACUGGGCCGCAGCCGCAACCAGGAGGCCAGACCUGAACCCCAGAGUGGCGACCUUUAACCCUCCUCCAUCAGCAAAUGAUCUCUCGCUGUGCGUUCCCUAGAAACAUUGGGGGUGUCUAACGGACCGUCAGAGGCCAGCCGACGGGACGCGAUCCCAUCGCAGGACUCUCUCUGAGAAGUGUAAACCUGCCUGUGCACCACCUGGCCGAGCAAAGGACGAUGACCCCCCCCCCCCCGAAGCACCUCUGUACUGUGCACAGGAACGUGGCACAGUGAGCACGAUGAGGCGAUGGAGAGGUGUUAUUCCUCUAGUGGUGAAGGCGUUUCUUGGUCACCGUGCGUCAGUGUUAAGGAGCUGCUUGCCGGCUCGGGGAAAGUGUGGCUUUAAGUAUUAUGUUGGGAAAUUAAUUAUGCCUUUCAGCUUGUGUGUCAGUAUUAUAGUGCCAUUACAUCUUCAGGGACGAUAUGAUUCACCGUCUCCGGCGAGGAGCAUAAGGCGAUGGGUUUUACUUCUGUUCCAUUAUAUUAAUAAGGCUAAUGGAUAAUCUGCAGAAAAACAGGUCUUUGUGUCAUCGGGGAUCCAGUGGUUAUCAAAAGCAUCUUUUAAAUGACACACAAUGGUUCUCAUAAUGGAGGAUCUUCUCCACAGUACAUCCCACCUUCAUUUGGAAAAAAUUAAAUGCAACCUAGUUCAUCUAAAUUCUGUCAAUAAGUACUGGGAUAUUACAAUUUGCUUAACCUCCUUUCAACUAGAAAAAAUAAAUGUCGUUAAAAGUGGAAUUUACAAAUUCAACAAAAUUCUAGCCACUAUUUUUUAUUUAAAGUAAAGUGUUUUCCUGCAUUAAUUUGCACGUAAAUGUAUUCUUCCGAUUGUUAUUUUCAUAUAAUAAUACGCCAUAGUGAUAUUUUCAGUAUAAUGUUGAUUUUUCUCAUCUUUUGCUUUGUGAACAAAGGCAUCAACAAUUCGGAGGCUGCGUCGCAAGUGGCAAACUUUAUCACUCCUCUCAACCUCGACAAAGGCCGACCACGUGCACAACUUGUUUCAUUUUUGUAAUUAAACAAACCCUCUGUGUGUGAAGGCCUCAACAUAAUUAAAAGUGACAAAACUUUAGUUAAAUUAACAGUCAGCUUCAAAAACUGCAGGCUAAAGAGAAAACAUUUGAUCACCUGUUGAAGUCUAGUGGACCGAUGGGUAAAUUGAAACAGGUACAGAGGACUGUUGUCCCCCCAUGACCCACUCUGAACCCUUAAAGACAUUUCUCAUAGUUUUUGGACAGUCCCGUUUUGAGGAAGUUAAAAACAUAAAUACGUACAUUCUUUCGGAUUCCAAAGUUUCUCUCCACAUCUCUAAGCUGACUCCUGCUGUGAUUUACACAAUCAUUGUUUGUCAAAUAGUCUUGAGCACAAAGCAAGACUGAUGGAUAAGCUGUGUUUGUGUCAUCCCCACUAUGACUACAGGACACUAGAUCACAUGGAUAAGGGUCCUCAUCACAGGUCGGCUGCCUGUACAGACAUUGACUUUGCAAUGUUUAAAGAAUGUUUAACUAAUGUGUCUUAGCUGGAUUUAAAGAGGGGUAUUUUGGCGAAUAAAUGCUUUAAUGAGACUAAACACUUGAAGAAAAGCUGCUUGGAAAAGGGCUGCUGAGCAUCUAGUGUGUGUGAAACAGAAGCUCAUGCAUAUGUAUGACUCCCCCCAAGAGCAGUCAGAGACGUCGAGUAAACGAGGACCGAUCGCGUUAGAAGGUUGUCGGAUAACUGGAAUCAAAGGGUCGUCUGCGAGGGGGCGGGGCCUGUGACUGUCAAUGAAGGGGCGGGGCCUGUGACUGUCAAUGAAGUUGUUAUUCUCACAGGGGGAGCGGGACCCUCACAGGGAUCCGUCUGCAGGAGAACACGAGGACAUGUGGGGGACAUUCUCACAGGGUCACCGUCAACGAAGGAGACCGAGCAUAUAAACCUUUUUGAGAUGUUUUUUCUUUUCAAUUGGAGAAAAAAAAACUUUCACUGCUGUUGCUUUCUGUCAAGAACAUGUAAUCUGUGACAUUCUUUUUAUUAAAGACUCUUUUCUGCUGUGA
This is a messenger RNA of Gasterosteus aculeatus aculeatus (three-spined stickleback), 4957 nucleotides long. RefSeq names its product sorting nexin 29 (gene snx29). The record is from RefSeq and is a predicted model, not a curated record. Gene Ontology annotation, molecular function: phosphatidylinositol binding. Lineage: Eukaryota; Metazoa; Chordata; Actinopteri; Perciformes; Gasterosteidae.